Messenger RNA from Gryllus bimaculatus (two-spotted cricket), 2049 nucleotides. The record is from the annotation of a GenBank genome assembly. NCBI's taxonomy places the organism in Eukaryota, Metazoa, Arthropoda, Insecta, Orthoptera, Gryllidae.
AUGGAUUAUCGCGUUGCGGUUGCGGCGGGCGCGGAGGGCGGCGCGCGGGUGAAGCGCAUCGUGGGCGGCGAGGAGGCGCCGUCCCCGCCGCCCGACGACCCCACAGCCUUCGACGAGGCGGCGGGCGCCUGGAGGCCGCGCCGCGUGGCCCUGGAAGGCGAAGUGGACGCGACGCGCGCGCCGCCGCCCUGCCCGCAGCCCGGCCCCGGCGGCCGCGUCGUCGGCAGCGAGGACUGCCUCUUCCUCAACGUCUUCACGCCGCAGCUGCCCGGCGGGCGCGUGGAGUCGUUUCCGGUGCUGGUGUGGAUCCACGGCGGGGGCUUUCGGCGCGGCUCGGCCAACCAGUACGGCGCGAACCCGCUGGUGCGCCGGCGCGUGGUGGUGGUGGUGCCGCAGUACCGCCUGGGCUCGCUGGGCUUCCUGAGCGCCGGCACGGCCGAGCUGCCGGGCAACGCGGGCCUCUUCGACAUGGCGGCGGCGCUGGCGUGGGUGCAGCAGCACGUGGCGGCCUUCGGCGGCGACCCGCGGCGCGUCACCGUCUUCGGCCAGGGCUCCGGUGCCGCCGCCGCCGUGCUGCUCUCGCUCUCCAGCAUCUCCCGCGGGCUGCUGGGCGGGGUGCUGGCGCUGAGCGGGUCGGCGCUGUCGUCGUUCGCGCUGGACCUGGACCCGCUGGGCACGUCACGCGACCUGGCGGCGCGCUCCAACUGCCCGCACCGGCCGGCGCUGGCGCUGGUGCGCUGCCUGCAGGAGGCGCCCGUCGAGGCGCUCGUCGGCGCCGACUCCGCGCUCGAGGACCUGCGGCUGCGCGCGCAGGGCCUGCUGGCGGGGCUGACGGGGCUGCUGGGCGCGGCGCCCGUGGUGGACGGGCCCGACGACGACCGCGGCCUGCCGCACUUCCUCCCGCGCCCGCCGCUCGACCUGCUCAAGGCGCCGCUGGGGCCCGACGACCUGCCGCUGCCGCCGCUCGUCACCGGCGUCACCGCCGCCGAGACCGCCACCGCCAUCUACGGCGACUUCCGGCAGGAGGUGAUACGCGGCAUCGCCACCGUGCCGGGCUACGUCGACCACCUGCUGGGCGGCCUCAUCAAGUGCACCGCGCCGCUGGUGGGCAACAUGACUGGUACACUCCUGCACACGCUGGCGACCAACUACUUUAGCUUCCUCUCCAUCAAGGACACGCCGCAGGCGCUCAACAGACUCGUCGAGGUGACGGGCGACGCGUUGUUCAACCUGCCGGCGUGGACGACGGCCCAGUGGUGGUCGAAGCGCUCGCCGCUCUACCUGUACGUGUUCGAGCACGCGAGCUCGCAGCAGGGCGGCGGCGCGGCCUUCCUACAGGGGCUGCCGCUGGUGUCGCACGGGAACGGCAGCGGCAGCGGCGGCGCCAGCCCCGCCAGCGGCAACGACGCAGACAUGCCCGACCCGCCCCACGACGCGGGGCCUGGCCACGGCGACGACCUCCCGUUCGCCUUUGACGCGCACCCCUUGGAGCCAGCGGAGGGUGCGGAGACGAACGAGCCAGACGACAUCUUCGGCCUGAGCGACCCGCAGGACUUCUCGGUGCAGGGCCACGUCACCGACUUCAUCGCUGAAUUCGCGCGGAGCGGGGUGCCGGCUGUGCGCGGCGCCAACGUGUCGUGGCCGGCGUUCGCGCCGGGCGGCGGCGGCCGCCACCUGCGCGUGGGGCCCUCGCCGCGCGCCGCAGACGACUUCCGCACCUGCCAGAUGGAGCUGUGGACGGGCGCCCUGGCGCGCUCCGGGCUGCCCGCCGCGCUGUUGCGCCGCCUCCGACGCGCUCCCGCCCUUGGCGGCCCGUCGCCGGCGCCGCCUCGUCGCUGGCGGCGGCCUGGCCUCAGCGAGCGGCGGCGCGCGGGGCGGAUGGGCCGGCUCACGGGCCGGCGGAGGGCGCGCGGCCUUCGUCCCCGGCCCCGGCGCCGCCCCCGGCCACGCACGUCCGCCAACCGGCCAACGUUGCUGCCUCCCCGUACGGCGCCUCAUCGGAUAACUCUAGACAUAAUAGUUCAUAUGACCCUCCAAAAGCCUCAUUAG